Molecule: messenger RNA, 1826 nt
Organism: Vespa velutina
Lineage: Eukaryota; Metazoa; Arthropoda; Insecta; Hymenoptera; Vespidae
Product: protein I'm not dead yet-like
Exons: 9
Coding region: 1-1806 (601 amino acids)
Biological process (GO): monoatomic anion transmembrane transport; citrate transport
Cellular component (GO): membrane
Molecular function (GO): citrate transmembrane transporter activity; succinate transmembrane transporter activity
Source: RefSeq, a predicted model, not a curated record
AUGAAAGUCAAACUUCGUAACGGCAAAGAUGGUAGAUAUAAGCUGGCUGAAGUACCAGAGGUAUUUCGGACAAUGAAAAGAGCGCAAUCAGUAACGCCGCAGGCACUGCUCCCUGUCUUGCUUGAAGAGACAUCAUUAAGAGUCUUGGAAAGGGAAGAAAGCGAUAGAAAGACACUCGACUUCUUAAAAACCUAUUGGAAAAUAAUUUAUGCCAUUCUCUGGCCUCUAAGUCUAUUACCACUUUUAAUAAUUUACGAUUCUUCGGAAGUUAGAUGUGCCUUCGUCAUAUUGAUAAUGGCUGGAUACUGGAUAACAGAAGUAUUUCCCAUGGCAAUCACUUCAUUAUUACCUAUUGUCCUCUUCCCCUGUCUUGGUGUACUUACCACAGACGAAGCAUGUUCUUGUUAUAUGAACGAUACGAUAAUGGUCUUCAUAGGUGGUUUGAUACUUGCCGUAGCCAUCGAACAUUGCAACUUACAUCUUAGGAUUGCCCUUGGAGUUAUGAAAAUGGUCGGUUGUAGUCAUAGUCGACUACUUGGUGGUCUUUGCGUAGUCACCACUUUCAUAUCCAUGUGGGUUUCUAACACAGCUGCGACCGCUAUGAUGUUACCAAUUAUUUUCGCUAUCCUUCAGGAAUUAGAGGAGGCUGGAUUUGGUAAAAUGUUCAUAAAAGUGACUGACAUAAAAAGUCCUCAAGAACAAAUAUUAAAACCCUCUAAGGUCACUAUGAGCUAUCUUUUAAUUGUCGCAUAUUCUUCUACUUUUGGUGGAACGGGAACUCUCGUUGGUACCGGAACGAAUCUUACAUUCAAAGGAAUUUAUGAGAGUACCUUUCCUUUUGCCGAAGGAAUUAAUUUCACCGAUUGGAUGAUAGCUUCAUUUCCACAAAUGAUCGCCAAUUCUUUUCUCACUUGGCUUUACGUACGAAUAGCUUUUUUGGGAUAUUUAAGACCAAAGAGUAAGGAUGCCUUGGCAGCUACGAUAGGCACAGAAGGCGAAAAAAUUGCGAACAAUGUCGUAAAAGCGCGAUAUUCAGCUCUAGGUCCCAUCUCAUUUCACGAAAUCGGCGUUACUAUAUUAUUUUUAUUAUGUAUUUUCUUAUGGAUAUUUAGAAAACCUGGCUUCGUCUUUGGAUGGUCCGAACUUAUAACAGAUAUAGAGAUAAAGGAUUCGACACCAGUUAUACUUGUUUCAAUUCUUAUGUUCUUCAUACCAAAAAAUCCUUCUUUCAUUUAUUCUUGGAGCAAAAAUCCUGAAAAAAGACCAGUCAAAUCAUCGGAAGGCUUGAUAACUUGGAAAGUUAUUGAAACUAAAAUGCCAUGGAGCUUAAUGUUUUUACUAGGUAGUGGUUUUGCAAUUUCGAAAGGAAGUGUUCAUUCUUCCCUAGCUAAAACAAUCGGCCGAACUCUCACACCACUUAAAUCUUUACCACCUAUUAUUAUAAUGACAUUCAUCUGUUUCUUCGUGGGUAUAAUAACAGAAUUUACAUCGAACGUGGGCAUUGCCAAUAUAACAUUGCCAGUUAUUGCACAAAUGAGUAUAGCCAUGGAAUUACACCCUAUGUAUUUAAUGAUACCAGCUACGUUAAUGUGCUCAUUUUCAUUCCGACUACCAGUUGGUACCCCACCAAAUGCUCUCGUAACAGUCGCAGGUCAUAUUCCAACUAAAUGGUUGAUGAUGGCAGGAUGUCUACCCUCUCUUUACAGUUUAUUAGUACAAAUACUUUUAUUCUCAACAUGGGGUGUUUUUAUUUACGAUAUUGCCGAAUUUCCUGAUUGGGCUUCAGAUGUUACUAUAAAAGAUUAAUUAAAUUAAUUAUUUUACGU